Molecule: messenger RNA, 705 nt
Organism: Galendromus occidentalis (western predatory mite)
Lineage: Eukaryota; Metazoa; Arthropoda; Arachnida; Mesostigmata; Phytoseiidae
Product: jerky protein homolog-like
Cellular component (GO): nucleus
Molecular function (GO): DNA binding
Source: RefSeq, a predicted model, not a curated record
AUGAUCGGAAGGAAGACCAGAACCGUUUUGACCCUCGAGCAGAAAGAAGAAAUCCUCCAAUCGCUUGAAGGAGGCAAGACUCAAGCUUCUCUGGCCGAGAGAUACGGGGUCGACAGGAGCACAAUAUCCAACAUCGAGAAGAAUGCUUCGAAAAUCAAAGAAUUUCGACCAGUCUAUGACAGAACAAGGAGCAUCAACGAGCGUAAGGUGAUGAAAACCGCGAAAGACGAAAUGCUCGAAGCGGCUUUGUACAAGUGGUUUGUACAGAAGCGUACCCUUGGGUUUCCUCUUUCUGGCUUCAUCAUUUGCCAGAAAGCUCUGGAGCUCAGUCAGAAGCUUGGAGGGGACCUUGAGUUCAAAGCAAGUCAAGGUUGGUUGGGAAAGUUCAAGAACCGCCAUGGGAUCCGAGAAUUGGAAGUCCAAGGUGAGAGGAUGUCCUCCGACGUGGAAGCUGCUGAAAGAUUUGUGUCCGAAUUCAAUGGUCUCCUGCACGACGGAGCUUUCGAUCCCGAUUUCAUCUACAACGCGGAUGAAACACGACUCUUUUAUAAGGCCUUGCCCAGCAGAUCAUUGGCAGCUCGGAAUGAAAGGACGGCUCCAGGGCACAAAAGUAGCAAAGAACGAGUCACCGCGAUGGUGUGCGCUAAUGCCACAGGUCGUCACAAGAUCUCGACGUUCAUCAUUGGUAAAUCACGGAACUGUUGA